CGGAAUAAUAAAUCUCCUUUACCCCCCCUCAGUUUAUAGACCAUUUAAAUUAACCAUAAAUAAAUCAUCAUUUUCCCGUCUUUCCCUUUUCCUUUUUUUCUUUUUAUUAAAAAAUGUCAAAAGGAGUACUACAACUAUAUUAUUCUCCCUUAACCCAAGUUGUCUUGCUUGGUUUAGUAUGUUUAUGCUGUCCAGGAAUGUUCAAUGCGCUUUCUGGAUUAGGCGCUGGUGGUUCGAUGAGUUCAAAUGUAGGCUUGAUCGAUUCAGCUAAUGGUGCUCUCUAUGGCUGUUUUGCCAUUGUUGGAUUCUUUUCUGGUACAUUUACAAACACAGUUGGUGUGAAGCACACAUUGACAAUUGGUUCAAUUGGCUAUGUUGUCUAUUCUGCCUCUCUAUGGGUCUAUGACCGAAAGCAAGUUUCGGGAUUUGUUAUUGCAGCAGGUGUUAUUCUUGGUUGCUGUGCUGGUGUAUUCUGGUCUGCACAAGGUUCAAUCAUGAUGUCUUACCCUGAGGAGAAGAAUAAGGGAAAAUUCGUAGCCAUCUUCUGGGCCCUUUUCAAUGUUGGAGGUAUCCUUGGUUCCGUCAUCGCAUUAGCACUCAACUUGGAGAACGAAGCAAGCGGUGGUGUGUCCACAAGCACUUACAUUGCCUUUGUUAUCGUCAUGAUCAUCGGCGUCGUCCUCUCUCUAGCCAUCGCAAGCCCCUCACGUGUGGUUCGACCUGAUGGAACAAAAGUAGCUGUAGCCAAGGCCAUGCACUGGAAAAAAGAACUCAAGGGUGUUCUUCUCGUCUGGAAAGAGUGGCGUAUGUUGUGUCUUAUCCCCGCCUUCCUAGCCUCCAACUGGUUUUACGCAUACCAGUUCAAAGUAAACACAGUCUACUUUAAUUCUCCGGCCAGAGCAUUAAAUGACACCAUGUACUGGACACUUCAAAUCAUUGGUUCGCUUAUCUUUGGAUGUCUUCUUGACUUUCAGGGGCUCUCACGCCGGUCCAGAGGACUCUUGGCACUGGCCAUUCUUUUUGUCGUUACCAUGGCCGUCUGGGCAGGUGGCUUUGCGUUCCAACUGACAUUUGAUAAUGGCUUCGAAAAGCCCAUUGGCUGGAAAGAUGCGGGGUUCGGUGGUCCAUUCGUACUUUACAUGUUUUACGGAUUCAGCGACGCUAUCUAUCAAACCUACCUCUACUGGCUUAUGGGUGCUAUGUCCAAUGACCCUUCUUUACUUGCUCGUUAUGCAGGAUUCUAUAAAGCUACGCAAAGUGCAGGUGCAGCUAUAGCGUUUGGUAUUGAUGCUGUCAGUGUUCCACUCAGGUGGGAGUGUCUCAUCUGCUGGGUCCUCGUCUUUGUCUCUUUUCCUCUCAUUCUUCUUGUGGCCAGCAGGGUCAGUGAGACCAAUAUGAAUGAUGAAAAUGAUAGCCUAUCAAGCAAAUCCAUUGAUAAAAAGAUAGCCGAGGCAAAAGAUAUUUAUUAA
Molecule: messenger RNA, 1469 nt
Organism: Rhizopus microsporus ATCC 52813
Lineage: Eukaryota; Fungi; Mucoromycota; Mucoromycetes; Mucorales; Rhizopodaceae
Product: MFS general substrate transporter
Exons: 2
Coding region: 114-1469 (451 amino acids)
Source: RefSeq, a predicted model, not a curated record